AUGAACCCGCUCUUCGGCCCCAAUCUCUUCCUCCUGCCGCAGGAGCAGCAGGGGCUGCCGGGCUCCGAGCUCCCGCCUUCGCCCACCCCGCGUCCCGUAGAGACCCUGGCGGGGGAGCUGGGAGCUCCGCCGCCCGCAAGCCCCUUCCCGCCGCCGCCUGCCAUGGCCCUCCGCAAUGACCUGGGCUCCAACAUCAGCGUCCUGAAGACGCUGAACCUGCGGUUCCGCUGCUUCCUAGCCAAGGUCCACGAGUUGGAGCGGCGCAACCGGCAGCUGGAGAAGCAGCUACAGCAGGCACUGGAGGAGGGGAGCGGCGGAGGUGUGGGGGGGAACCGGGGCCGCGGACCUCCGCGCCGUGACCAGGCGGUGCAGACCGGAUUCGUCGGCCCCAUCCGCACCCUGGGGCUGGGACUGGGGCCGGGCCGGGCGCUGGGUAGCCCCGGCUGCCGCACCGGUGUCCCCGGCCAAACGCUUCCUCCUUUCUCGGCCGGCUCCCGCUUCAUGCCUGGCACCAUCUGGUCCUUCUCGCAAGCCCGACGGCUGGGGCCGGGGCCGGAAACCACCCUGGUGCAGGGGCCGGGGGUCUCCUGGGUCCACCCAGACGGGGUGGGUGUGCAGAUCGACACCAUCACCCCGGAGAUCCGUGCUCUAUACAACGUCCUGGCCAAGGUGAAGAGGGAGCGCGAUGAAUACAAGCGCAGAUGGGAAGAGGAGUACACAGUGCGUGUCCAGCUGCAGGACCGGGUGACUGAGCUGCAGGAGGAAGCUCAGGAAGCCGAAGCCUGCCAGGAGGAGCUGGCCAUGAAGGUGGAACAGCUCAAGGCAGAGCUUGUUGUCUUCAAGGGACUGAUGAGCAAUAACAUCACAGAACUGGACACCAAGAUCCAGGAGAAAGCCAUGAAGGUGGACAUGGACAUCUGCCGGCGCAUCGACAUCACUGCCAAGCUGUGUGACGUGGCGCAGCAGCGCAACUGUGAGGACAUGAUCAAGAUGUUCCAGAAGCAGCUGUCUCUGCACUUGUCUCCUGUUAAGGUGCCAGCGGCAGGGGGGCGGAAGCGGGAGCGCAAGCAGGUCAGCGACGACGACACCUCCCUGUCGGAGAGCGAUGCCUCCCGCAGGCCCGAGGAGGAGGAGGAGGACGAGACCACGGCCAUGAGUAUCAAUGAGGAAAUGCAGAGGAUGCUGAACCAGCUGAGGGAAUAUGACUUUGAGGAUGACUGUGACAGCCUCACGUGGGAGGAGACAGAGGAAACGCUGCUCCUCUGGGAGGACUUCUCUGGAUAUGCCAUCGCAGCUGCAGAGGUGCAGGGGGAGCAGCAGGAUGACAGCCUGGAGAAGGUGAUCAAGGACACAGAAUCACUGUUCAAGAGCCGUGAGAAGGAGUAUCAGGAAACCAUCGACCAAAUAGAGCUGGAGCUGGCCACAGCCAAGAACGACAUGAACCGGCACCUGCACGAGUACAUGGAGAUGUGCAGCAUGAAGCGGGGCCUGGACGUGCAGAUGGAGACCUGCCGGCGCCUCAUCACCCAGUCCGGGGACAGAAAGUCUCCUGCCUUCACCCCAGCCUCCAACAGUGACUCAGCCCCGAACGAGGAGAGCGAGGAGUCCGACCGCGACCCCCCCAGCGACGCUUCCAUCAGAUAA
This is a messenger RNA of Indicator indicator, 1644 nucleotides long. RefSeq names its product intermediate filament family orphan 1 (gene IFFO1). The transcript is spliced from 10 exons. The coding region runs from base 1 to 1644 and encodes 547 amino acids. The record is from RefSeq and is a predicted model, not a curated record. Lineage: Eukaryota; Metazoa; Chordata; Aves; Piciformes; Indicatoridae.